Miscanthus lutarioriparius is the source of this 696-nucleotide messenger RNA. The record is from the annotation of a GenBank genome assembly. NCBI's taxonomy places the organism in Eukaryota, Viridiplantae, Streptophyta, Magnoliopsida, Poales, Poaceae.
AUGGGGGGCGUCUCCGGACGCGAGUACGGGGCGAGACCAGGGCCUGUUGGGAGGGUGGCCCGACGGUCCGGCUGCGUCCUGCGCCCUAUCCGACCUCUCACCUCCCGCUGCCGCACUCUUGGGUCUUCGUUCACGCUCGCCGCAGAUGCCAAGGCCGCCGCUGCAACCCCAUCGUCAUGGCCGCCGGCACAGUACCCUUUCUCGCUCGCGCUGCUGCUGCUCGCGCUGGGACACGGUGAGCGCGCGUUGCUGCUCGACGGUGCCAAGGCGGCGUGCGACGUCCAGCGCCGCUUCGCGCCUGCGCCGCUGCAGCUCAUCAAGGAGGGCCUGCUGGAGAGCGUGGCGGGGAACCCGGGGCUGUGCGUGGCGUUCCGGCUGAACCUAACAGACCCGGCGCUGCCGCUGUGCCCGCGGCCGAACCUGCGGCGGGGGCUGGCCUGGGAUGUGUGGGUGGUGGGCGGGUGCACGGUGGCGACGCUGGCGCUGGCGCGGCGGUGGGUGCUGUGGGCUCGGCGGCUCGCAGAGCACGAGGGGGCGCUGCGGCCGCCGAGCAGCAAGCAGAUGGACUGGACGGCGGUGGUGACCAGCACCACCACCGUCAACAGCAGAGACAGCAGGAACAACGACGGCGGGUGGUGCGGCGGUGGCGGCUUCUUGGCCAGGGAUGGCACGAUGGCGGCUUCGGUGAGGGCGUAG